CAAGUAUUUUUCCCCAAUAGCUAUAUAAAUGGCUUGAGAAGGACCAGUCAGCCCAUCGAGGGGGAACUAUUCACAAUGAGGAAAACGCGACGAAGAGAGCGGCAAAAUGUCAUUGUUUCUGUCUCUUUACUUCAAUAUUUUUACAGGAUAUUCUUUUUACCCAAGUACUUUCCCCAGUUGCUAAAUAAAUGGCAUGGUCAUGACAAAUAACUUGUGCUAAAUGGAAUAUAAAAUAAUAAAAAUCCAUUUAUUCAAGACGACGUGGCAAAAUUACUCCAUAAUGGUCAAAACUGUCGACUUUACCUUUACUGUCACACCUCCCGAACGAUAUUUUAUGACACCUAAAUCGGACAUAUGUCAUUUCCCUUCCCCGGCUUCGGAGAAUGUAAACAGACCAGAAGGAGUGACAGCUAGCCGACAUGCUAACCCGAACCGAGGGAUGUUUCAAAGUCUUCGAAGUGGAAAAUCACACAUAACUAGCCUGGAUUAUUUGACAUGACGACCCGGUUGUCGAGUUUCUUUGCGGAUCGGCAAACCGCCCGGCGGAGAGCGAUUUACAGUUCGUUCCCUGGAGGAGGGUGGCUGGAGUUGUUGUGUAGCUAACGCGCUAACAGCUAACUGCUAAUGAGCAUGAGGAUAGCUUUUUACAUGCCUAUCAAUGAUCAAACAAUCGUCAACUGACUCGCAAUCAGCGGCAUCGGAUGUUAGAACAGCGGCGUGCCAUCGAGGAGCAGAGGCAUCAGGAGUCCGCGCGAAUGGACCGCGACCGGAAGAUCUUGGCUAUUGUGAGGGAUGAGGACAACGUGGACAAGAAGAGGUUUUUGCGACAGGUGCAGGAAGAGCAGAAAGAGAGGGAGAUUGAGAACGCCAUGGUACAGGCCCAGCAAGAGAAAAUGUUGAAGAAUAAGGAACUUGUACAAGAAGAGAAACUAGCAAGAGAGCUGUCUCGCAUCAACCAUGAGAGGCAAAGAGAAGGCAAGAUGAGGCAGUUUGUUCGAGAGAACAGCCUUGAGCUUCGAGAAUUGGAGUCAAAGUUGAAACUGGCCUACGUGAGCAAAGAGCAAGUGGCACAGAUGGCGGAGCAUGAAGCUAUCAAGUGUGACAUAAUGCGUCAAGAGACUGAGCUUUAUAACCAGAUGAAGAGCAGGUUCGACGAGGCGACCAUGGAAGAGGAGCGACAGGAGCAGAGGAAACAAGAAGAGCAGCUCCAGUACAUACAGCAGCUCAACCAGCAGCUCAUUGAGCGAGAGCACAAGAGACAAGUGGCCUACGACGACUUCCUCAAGGAGAAGCUGAUGGUGGACGAGAUCGUGCGCAAGAUUUACGAAGAGGAUCAAAUGGAGCGACAGAAGAAGUUGGAGCGGGUUCGCGCUACUCAGAAGCAUAUCGUGGACUUCAAGACGCAGCGGGCUGAGUGGCAGCGUUUGGAGAAAGAAAGGAUGGAGGAGGAGAACAGACGCCUCAGGGAGUUCGUAGGCAGGCAAAAGAGUAUGAAGGCGGACUGGAUGGCCAAAGCCAGAGCGCGAGAAGACGCAAUACAGAGCAUCAGAAAUACGCUCGCUCAAAAAAUGGCUGAGGAGAACAAACAUCGUGACGACAUGGACAGAAUUCGCCAGGCGCUUUGUCUCGAGGAACAAGAAGAAGCUUUUAGGAAGAAAGACAUUGAAGAAAUGGAGAAGAACAUCAGGCAGAGGCUGAUGCUGCAGAAAACCUGUGAGGAGCAAAUGGCCAUGAAGGAGAUGCGUCGGCGGGCGGAGAAAGAUGAAGAGGCGGCCUUCCGGAAAAUGACCAUGGAAAAGUUUGCGGAGGACGACCGCCUCGAGCAGUUAAGCGCCCAAAAGCGACGCAUGAAAAUUAUGGAGCAUAAACGCGAGGCGGAGAAGCAGAUUGACGACAGACGACGGCAGCACCAGGCCGACAAGGAUAUGAAGGCUAAAGAAGAAGCAGUAGAGCAGGAGAGACAGGCAGUGUGCAGACAAAUUAUUGAAGAGGAGAGACUAAAGCUUCUUCAGCGGCACGCCGUUCAACUUCUCGGACACCUACCAAAGGGUUUGCUCCGUGAAGAUGACCUGAAGCACUUUGACGAAGAGUUCAGGAAAAACUUCAAGACGUGUCAGGCAGAGAAUUCUGAAACCAAGGCAGAGACAACUGAUUGAUUUUCAAGUUUCCAACUUCCGAACAAUUUCAAACAAUCCUAGUGUGCUGUUAUAGUCUAGAUUAAACGUGAUUUUUUUUUAAUUAUUUUUUUUACGAUCUGCGAGCCAGCUGGACUUUUCAAUUCAGAAUGCAACUGGUUUCAUGCCUCUGACCAUCCAACCGAAAGAAAGGUCUAAUCAGACGUUGAAAGGAUGACAAAUUGGCAGUCAAUCAAAAAUCUCUUUAAUGCACGCAGGAUUCAUUGUCAGUCUUCAGCAUGUCAAAAUAACCAACUCAACCUUCUGGCUUCAUACCAAGUCAAUUUAUGGAUUUUUAUGCUUUGCCCCAGUCGAGGGCCUUCAUGAACUCCUCCUCUGUGAAGGACAGCAGCUUGGCAGCUUCCAGAUGCAUCUGCAGAAAAAUGGAAUAAUAUAACAAUCCACUGGCUGCCAUUGACGGCGCUAGACGUCCAAUUUGUCUAGCGCUGUCAAUGGCACUGAGAGAUAAGCAAUUUCAGGAAUGAUGGCCACACUUCAUGACCCAGAACACCUUUUGUCUUUUGAGAACAUCGAUCAACUUGAGCUGCUUCUUCAAUCCCACGAUAAGCUCCGCUUUCUGCUUUUUUAACAUUUUGUUUUCUGUCAUUAGCGUUUCCCGAAUCUGUUGUUCCUCGCUAGUCUUUUCCUGGAUUGACGGAAAAGAGGAAAGCUUGAAACGAGGAGGCUAAACGAUAGAAGAUUUUGCGUUUGAAUAAAUGCUAGACAUAAGCCCGCUUGCCUUGUGCAUCUGUUUGUUUUUUUGGAGUUCCGACUUUAAGCGGUCCACUUCGUCGAGAGCUCUUGUGAGACGAAGCUCCACGGUGCUCUGCGUGGCUGCUCCUUGCUUGCUAGUUUUACUCAGCUUUUCCAUUUCCUGUGGGUCACAUUGUCAACCAGACACAUAAUUCAAACACGUAAACAAAAUUUUGGGCAAAAACUUAAGGUUCCGCAAAAAAAAUUGACAAAAAAGCCCCGUCCCUAUUCAUUUUAAAUGGGACAUUCAGCACCAACAAAAAUGUUUGUGUUCACUUCUUUUGAUUUUCAAUUUGCACCUGAAAAAGAAAAUCUCAAUUGGCAUAUCUUUUAAUUUUGAAUUGCCUUAAAGGGAACCUCGGAUUUAAAGACUUGUAGGUUCUAUUAAGCCACAAUGUUUCUCUUUUACUAUAAAAUAUGUUAUUAGAAACAUAAAUUGUUUCCAUUGAUUUAAAAAUAUAAUAUUUAGUGCAUGUUUUGACCUACAGAGGGCGCCAUGUUUUACGCGCGCAACGCACGCUGGGGUUGAUGACGUGGUUGGGCUGGAAUGGGAGAAUAGCUGUGCUAGGUAGCAAGCGGAGCUAGUAUGACGUCUGGCAUGAUUUUGUCACAUUCUGCAGCUGGUCAGAUUGUUUUGUUACAGAGCAGUGGGAUGAGUUCCCGACGUCGUACCUCCAUCCAAUUCCAGUUCAUCAGCAGUGUCGUUAAACCAGUACUUCUCAAAUAGUGGGGCCCCCCUGGGGGGGGCGCAGAGCGAUGCCGGGGGGGGCGCAUGUGACCUCGGGGAACAUGCUUUUUUUGUUGUUUUUUUGCCGUACUGGAAUAAAGUGUACUUGCACAUCCACUCAGUAGGUGGCAGUGGCGCUCUCAUUUUCAGAGUGCGCGCAGUAUUUUUGAACUAAGGAAGAGCACUCAGCACACACAGAAAACAUAUGAAGAGCAGUGUGCCACCGCCGUUUCCGAAAGCCGUUUUCCGACCGGACUCACUCACGCAGCGACCCACUGUCUUGUCCGGUUCUCACGUCGCCGCCCGAGAAGUGCCAUUUUCAGCUUGGGAUCGUCACGACGACCGCCCUCACCUACGGUUCUACCUCGGCCGCCGAGAAUGCGCUUUGUUCGUGCCGUUUGCCUUUUAGCUUUGACUUUUAAUACAGUGGGUGAUGAUGAAAGACCACUGUUUACUGUGUCUAAAAAUAAUUAUAGCGGACAGCCAGAAGCCAAAUCAAUUAAGACGCCACUUAAAGACAUUAGACCCCAAUCUCAUUGAUAAUCCGCUUGAUUGUUUUUCAGUGAAAACGUGCCGAAUAUUGCCAACAAUCGUCCUGCUUUGUCAGUGUUAUAUCAGUAAACCAGUGAGCAUUGUGAGCAUGCUCAUUGCAAAAUAACUCCACACCAUUGCAAAGGAGGUAAAUAAUGUGAGCAGCAAAAAUAAAAACGGUCCUGUCCAAGGACACUCUUUUUUUUUCUUUUAUUCAGUUUUGUUUUUUCGGUCAAAUUUUUUGGCAUAUUGUCCUCAUGAGUGAAUGUUUCUAAUCAAUUUUAAUUUGUUAUUAUUUACUGAUUUUAUUACAUUUUAUUUUUCUGUAUCAAAUGGUCAAAAAUGUACCUUGAGUGUAUUUUUUACAGUUUGGAUGUGACUUUUUUAAUUCAGGCAAAUUGAUGCACGUCAAGUCUUCUCUGUUACAAACAAAACAAUGUUAAUAAAGUUAUACUUUAUUAUAAGUUGAUCUAUGUUACUUUUUUUCUUUAUUAGAAAAAAAAUGGACACAAUGUUAGGCAGAUGUGUAUUUAUAAUAGUAAUUUUAUAGACAAAUGAUACUAUUUACAGUGGCGGCAGAGAGUUUGGGGGGGGCGCGAAAC
Corythoichthys intestinalis (scribbled pipefish) is the source of this 4787-nucleotide messenger RNA. It is a transcript of the gene mns1, whose product is annotated as meiosis-specific nuclear structural 1. The record is from RefSeq and is a predicted model, not a curated record. The transcript is spliced from 10 exons. Gene Ontology annotation, cellular component: motile cilium. The coding region runs from base 702 to 2156 and encodes 484 amino acids. Lineage: Eukaryota; Metazoa; Chordata; Actinopteri; Syngnathiformes; Syngnathidae. Gene Ontology annotation, biological process: cilium organization.